UGCCCCACCCGCCGGCUCCCCUUCCCUGCGCCUUCCUGGGGAGAUGCUGCGCCCCGAAAAGGGCGCGUUUUCAUUAUUUUGACAUCGCGGCCUUUCGAGGCCAAAAUCGUUUAUUCCCAGGAUGUGAUGGAAAUUUUUGUUUGAUUCCAUCAGCUUUGCUGCUUCUCGUCCCGGGCGACGCCUCAGACUUGGGGGAGACGAUGAUUAGGGUGCAGGAGGUGAUGAGACCCGUCGCAGCUCCCCACCCAGCCAGGACCCAGGUGGUGGCGGCCGGUGGGGGUGCCUCCCGCUCACCUGUAUGAAGGACGCAGCCUCGGGACCCCAGUUCCUUGCCCGGCAGCAGGAGAGACCCCUCUGCUGGAGUGCGCGGGGCCACCAUGCCCCUGCCCGAGCCCAGCGAGCAGGAGGGCGAGCACGUGAAGGCCGGCCAGGAGCCGUCCCCCGAGCCCCCCGAGCCGGGCACAGAUGGCAUCCCUGCAGCCCCCACAAAGCCCAAGGAGUUCUCCAAACUGGUCCUGCUCAUGGCCUCCGGUGAGAGCAGCGAUGGGGUGGAUGCCCCACCCCAAGGAGUACCCUGCAUCGUGUCCCUGGAGAUGUCUGGCCCUGAUCCCCAGACCAGCACCCCCCGGGUCCCGCCGGCAGAGGAGCAGGGGCGGGCGCUCCAACCAAGCCCCCAGGCCCCUCAGCGGCCCCGUGGCCAGCCAGUCACAGCAGCCCCUGCGCCCCUGGAGUUCCUGAGGACGCCGUUCGGGGGCCGCCUCCUGGUGCUGCAAUCCUUCCUGUACAAGCAGGAGAAGGCCGUGGGGGACAAGGUGUACUGGAAGUGCCGCCAGCACCACGAGCUGGGCUGCCGCGGCCGGGCCAUCACCCGUGGGCCCAGGGCCACGGAAAUGCGCGGCCACUGCCACCCACCCGACGAGGAGGGGCUGGAGGCACGGCGCCAGAAGCAGAAGCUGCCCGGCCCAGCCCUGCCAGAUGGCUCGGGGGGCCCUGAGGACCCUGGAGGUCCAGUGCAGGAGCCGAUGGAGGGGGCGAGCCCGUGGCUGUGUCCCCAGGAGCCAGAGCCCGCCCCUGCAGGGCUGCCGGACAAGCGGGCCCCCGAGCAGGAGGGGUUCCGAGCCCUUUCGCUGCUGAGCCUGCCCCCCAAGAAACGCCCGACCUUGGGGUUCGCAGGGCCGCCGCCCCUGGAGUUCCUGCGCACCUGCUACGGCGGCCGCUUCCUGGUGCACCAGUCCUUCCUGUACAAGCGCGAGAAGGCGGUGGGCGACAAGGUGUACUGGACCUGCCGCGACCACGCGCUGCACGGCUGCCGCAGCCGGGCCAUCACGCAGGGCCCGCGCGUGACCGUGAUGCGCGGCCACUGCCACCCGCCCGACGUGGAGGGCCUGGCGGCGCGCCGGCAGCAGGAGAAGGCCCUGGGCAGGCCGCGGGCCGGGCCGGACGGCGCCGGUGGCCGAGCGGACAGGACGCCCCCCGGCGCGGGCAGCCCGCUGGGCCGCGGGGGGCCCGGCCCGCCGACUCCCUGCAGGCCGCGGCCCCGGAGGCGCGCCAAGGCCGAAGACCGGCCCCCAGCUCUGCAGGGGCCGCCCGCCGAGGACCAGGACGAGGACCUGGGGGGCCCCGAGUUCCUGCGGACCCCGCUGGGGGGCAGCUUCCUGGUGCACGAGUCCUUCCUGUACCGGCGCGAGAAGGCGGCGCGCGACAAGGUGUACUGGACCUGCCGCGACCAGGCGCGCAUGGGCUGCCGCAGCCGGGCCAUCACGCAGGGCCCGCGCGUGACCGUGAUGCGCGGCCACUGCCACCCGCCCGACCUGGGGGGCCUGGCGGCGCUGCGGCAGCGCGAGCAGCGUCCCGGGGCGGCUCCGCGCGGAGGCCCAGGAGGCCCCGAGUUCCUGCGGACCCCGCUGGGGGGCAGCUUCCUGGUGCACGAGUCCUUCCUGUACCGGCGCGAGAAGGCGGCGGGGGACAAGGUGUACUGGACCUGCCGGGACCAGGCGCGCAUGGGCUGCCGCAGCCGGGCCAUCACGCAGGGCCAGCGGGUGGCCGUGAUGCGCAGGCACUGCCACCCGCCCGACCUGGGGGGCCUGGAGGCGCUGCGGCAGCGCGAGCAGCUCCCCGGCUCUGCCCAGAGGGAGGACGCAGGGACCCCACAGCCCCUGGAGUUCCUCAGGACUUCCCUCGGGGGCCGCUUCCUGGUGCACGAGUCCUUCCUGUACAGGAAGGAGAAGGCGGCGGGGGACAAGGUGUACUGGAUGUGCCGGGACCAGGCGCGCAUGGGCUGCCGCAGCCGGGCCAUCACGCAGGGCCAGCGGGUGACCGUGAUGCGGGGCCACUGCCACCCGCCCGACCUGGGGGGCCUGGAGGCGCUGCGGCAGCGCGAGCAGCUCCCCAGCGCGGCCCAGCAGGAGGACCCAGAAAAGACAAAACUUCUGCCUGAAGGUCAACUGUGCCACGAGACUUGCUCUCCCGAAAGCCAGACCUGCGGGAUGGUCAAAGAGGUGAAGCCGGAGAGCGAGGGCCCAUGAGACUCUUCUUGGCCUGUCGGAGGGGACCCCUGUGCUGCCACGGACGCCCCUCGUCCACCAGGCCCCCGGCGCUUCCACCGUUAGUUUCUUGUCACAGACUUUCUUCCACUCUGUCCGCGCCUCACAGGCCCGCUGGGCGCUCUCGGGAGGAAGGCGAGGAUGGCGUCUUCGCGGGCUGGCGGCCAGGCUGUGGGGAAGCCUCCUGCUCGGAAUGAUCUGGAGAGGCGCCUCUGACAACACCCUCCCCCGCCCCGCGCUCCCUGGCCGCAAACAACCCGGUUUCUAGAGCACGUGACUGCCCAGGACUGCCCAGCUGAGCUGCCCACACAUCUCCCCAGGGGCCUCUGACAGGAGCCAGGUGGGCCUUGGCUCAGCACCUGCUGCUGGGCGCUGCGGCCCCCGGGGUCUCGGGCAGGAAGCGGAGGCUCCCUGCUCCGGCUCUCUCUCCUUUGCUGACUUAAAACCGAGCCUCAGGCCUGGCAGGCGCCAGGCCUGGCAGCAGGGGCCAUCCGGCUUGUCCGCAGUGGCUGGUGUGGGCAGACCCUCCCUGCCGAGCCCAGCGUGUCCGGUUUGUCUGAAGCAGGAAGAGGCCGAGGGCCUGACGGCCACAGGGGCACAGCCCUCGGGCAGAGCCGGCCUGGCAGGUCUGGAAGGGGUGGCUUGGGCCUGCCGGCCUGUCCCAGGUCGGGCCCCCCAGGACCUCGGGCGCGUGGCUGUGGCUCUCUCCUGCAAGGUGGCCACAGCGCCUGUCACCAGCUACGGGACAGUGCCGCUGGGGUGCCCCGUAUCCCCUGCUUACGCAUUUCCCCAAUAAACCCUAUUUUACUUAGAUCUCCUGGGCAGAGCUGCUGUGUGUCCACAGCCCCUUGGCAGAAACAGCGGCCAGAACGGGGUCACCAGCAUCUCAGUGCACCUGAUUGGUGCUGGGGUUCAGCAGUGCCCCCA
This is a messenger RNA of Talpa occidentalis (Iberian mole), 3470 nucleotides long. It is a transcript of the gene FLYWCH1, whose product is annotated as FLYWCH-type zinc finger 1. The transcript has 10 exons. Lineage: Eukaryota; Metazoa; Chordata; Mammalia; Eulipotyphla; Talpidae. Bases 378 to 2525 code for a protein of 715 amino acids. The record is from RefSeq and is a predicted model, not a curated record.